AUGGCAAGGCGGCACGAGGAACCGCGGGGCGGCUCGGCCGGCCAGGACCAGCCCCGGCCCUUCGAGAGCCUGAGGUCACUGCCCAUGGCGGCCUCCAGGGCGAUCGUUGGUCAAUUGGACCUGUUGACGCUCGGGCGGGCGGCGUUGGCCAACAGGGAGUGGAGCGCCGUGCUGCGCGAAGUGACGUCCGCGGCGGCAUUCUGGCGCCAGCUCUUCGGAUCCAGCCUGAGGCCGGCGCAGUUGAUGCUUGUGCAAGGAGAUAGAAACAAUGUGGACUUCAAGAAGCUUGUGCAGAAUUGGCAUUCAUGCUCAGCCACAAAGACGAUAUUGAUGCCAGACGUUCAUGGGAAGUGGGGGGUUGGAGGGAGCCAAAGGUAUUGCGUGAACAGCAUAGCACUCAGUGGUGGGGCAAACAGCCUCUGGGCAUGGAGUGUGGGCAACGACGGAGCCCUUGUUGGCUCAGAUUUGGAGGCAGGGUCCUGCGCAACUCGGCUGCUGCUGGCGCACCAGGCCCCCGCGCAGUGCAUUGCACUGCUCGAAGGUUGUGGUGUGGAGGCAUCGAGCACUGAGCCCCAUGGUGUGAUAUGCACGGCUGGAAGUGACAAGAUGCUGAAAGCCUGGGACCCCAGGAUGAUUGGAUACUUGAAGGGGAAUGCAGCCUGGGCGGUAGAGGCACAUGCCGACGAAGUCUACGCGCUGGCGUGCAUAGCAACAUGUGGUCAACAGCAAGUGCUGACAGGUGGUGCUGACGAGUGUGCGCACCGAUGGGACGUCCGCAAUUUGAGGGGCCCUGUGAACUCGUACGAGGGCCAUUCAGGAACCGUGUACUGUGUUGCAGCCGAUGCCGGCAGAGGGGUUCUCUAUAGUGGGGCGGGGGAUGCUCACAUUAACCGCUAUGACCUGCAGACAGGCGAGUGGCUGACCUCCCUGUUGGGCCACACGGGGGAGGUUUAUGCACUGGCAGUUGGCAAAGACCGACUGGUGUCCGGAGGCGACGAUGGCACCAUUAGGGAGUGGGCACUGGCAGGAAAGGACAAUGCGCCAGAAGAGCAGGACCCGGUGGCAACGCUAGCGAUGCAGCUGCCAGAGCAGUAUGGCGGUCAGACGGAUGUCAGCGUCACGGGACUCAAGGCCCUAGGAACAUCUCCCAAGGGCAUGCUGGUGGCAACAUGGCAAGGUGGUUUGAUCAAGGCAGAGAGGCUUGGCAGACUGAAGACUCUUGGCGAUUGCCUUUUGAGGCCAUUUGGUGGUGAAUACGUCCCUGUUACCUGCCUGGACGCCUGCGACACGGUGGUGGUCAGUGGCUUUGAGAAUGGCUGCGUCAGGGUGAUGCAUAUGAUAUGA
Ostreobium quekettii is the source of this 1344-nucleotide messenger RNA. The record is from the annotation of a GenBank genome assembly. Lineage: Eukaryota; Viridiplantae; Chlorophyta; Ulvophyceae; Bryopsidales; Ostreobiaceae.